AUGCAUCCCAUAGACUGGAUAGAACAGAACAAAGGAAAAAGAAUCAGAAUAGUGCUCAGAACAGGAAGAGUCUACACCGGAAUAUUCGUGAACUACGAUGCAACUGUGAAUGUUCUAGUGGAUGAUUUAUUUUGCUUAAAUACGAAAACGCAUGCGGGAAGGUCUCUCCUCAACGGCACCACUGUAGCAUACAUAGAGAGCAUUCCAUCUUAA
Nematocida minor is the source of this 213-nucleotide messenger RNA. RefSeq names its product U6 snRNA-associated Sm-like protein LSm5. The coding region runs from base 1 to 213 and encodes 70 amino acids. Gene Ontology annotation, molecular function: RNA binding. The record is from RefSeq and is a predicted model, not a curated record. The transcript has a single exon. NCBI's taxonomy places the organism in Eukaryota, Fungi, Microsporidia.